AUGGAAAACGACUUGAAGGAAGAACUGAAUAGAAGAAUGAGAGCAGCAUGGGCAGCAUUCGCAGCCGUCAGGGAAGCUACGGACCAACUGACGGACCAUGAUCUUCGUGCCCAUCUGUUUGACUCGACAGUCCUUCCAGCGCUCUGUUACGCAGCGGAGACAGGAAUGUCCCGUCUUCGCGACCCAGCGGAAUAUGUAUCGAAAGCAAAACAUAGAUGGGCCGGUCACAUCAUGAGAAGAAUCGACGAUAGAUGGACUAAAAGCACGCUAGAGUGGAUCCCAAGGGACGCUAAACGCCCCCGAGGGAGACCGCCAACGAGAUGGAGUGACGUGUUCGCUGCACGGAUGGACCAGCUGAGAGCUCAGCUGGAUACGGCUCAAGGACCUCGUCAACCAAGUAGUCCACCAACAGAAAGCACCUCUUCCACACCUCCAGCAGAAGCAAGUAGUCCAUCAACAGAAAGCAGCUCUUCCACACCUCCAGCAGAAGCAAGUAGUCCAUCAACAGAAAGCAGCUCUUCCACACCUCCAGCAGAAGCAAGUAGUCCAUCAACAGAAAGCAGCUCUUCCACACCUCCAGCAGAAGCCUUAACAACCGUUAACGUAAGCAACGACAGAACAGCAAUCAAUGGGAAACUUUUACUCCAGAAGAGUUUAGCUCUGAGCAACAAAAUAAAUAGCCUAACAAAUCAAAUCUACAGUCUUGAAGCUGCUAUUAAUUCCACUAACUCGCCAUAUUUCACGCAAUUGAAUCAAAUGCGUGAGCAAGCCAUUAAAAUGAAUGCUACACUUGCGACACUUCUAGAAAAUCUUGAUGUUCAGCUUAAGCGACAAACCGCUGUCGACAUCCAAGUGGCGAAUAUAACUCGUAUGUACGCAUGUAUGGCAGCGAGUAGCUGUGUCACCAAGAAACCGACUACGACAGUCCCCACAACAACAUACCCAUUGAGCGUUUGUCCUGACGUGAAUCCGCCACCAGCUACUUCAGAAAAUCAGACUAUUUCUGUGAAUGAAACUGAGAAUGUUUACUGUACGGCUGCUUUCUCUUCAGUGAAUGCAUCGAUUGAUCUCUACGUGGAUGUUGCAAUUAAUGGUAGCAACGCAGCGCUCAAUAUUAAAAACGCUGUGACCGGAGAUCUGAUUAUGAAUUUCACAAAUAGUGAUACUGGAUUUGUCGAAACCGGCAGUAAGUCUGUAGUGAUUGUUUACUCGGCUGAUAGGUACUCGUCGAUUGGCUUCGACAUAACUUACAAUACCGUAACAAGUGAUCCUUGCAGCGACUAUCCAUGCGCCGCUAAGAGUGGUAAAUGUAUGGUGGUGCCUAGCACUGGACUGCCAUACUGUCAAUGUAACGCGUGUUAUUCAGGACAGAACUGUUCAACCGAAACUGAUCCUUGCACUAUUACUGCUAAGCGACUAUGUAAAAAUAAAGGGCAAAUAUGUGGACCUAACCCAACCGUGACAGAUUACUGCGGCUAUGUCUGUCUUUCUACAACAACAACUCAAGGUCUCGGUAAGUCCAUACGCUUCAUCGAAUAUACCGUGUAG
Messenger RNA from Necator americanus (New World hookworm), 1548 nucleotides. RefSeq lists its product as uncharacterized. The record is from RefSeq and is a predicted model, not a curated record. The transcript has 15 exons. Bases 1 to 1548 code for a protein of 515 amino acids. Lineage: Eukaryota; Metazoa; Nematoda; Chromadorea; Rhabditida; Ancylostomatidae.